Messenger RNA from Homalodisca vitripennis (glassy-winged sharpshooter), 4806 nucleotides. RefSeq names its product nuclear factor NF-kappa-B p110 subunit (gene Rel). Gene Ontology annotation, cellular component: cytoplasm. Gene Ontology annotation, biological process: non-canonical NF-kappaB signal transduction; response to cytokine; canonical NF-kappaB signal transduction. The transcript is spliced from 21 exons. The record is from RefSeq and is a predicted model, not a curated record. Lineage: Eukaryota; Metazoa; Arthropoda; Insecta; Hemiptera; Cicadellidae. Gene Ontology annotation, molecular function: DNA binding; DNA-binding transcription factor activity; protein binding. Bases 431 to 3466 code for a protein of 1011 amino acids.
UUAGUUCUUUGUUUGCAUUUAGUCAGCUGAUAACAUAUUAGGUAUUAUGAUGGAAAUCGUCUUUUAAAUUUAUUUUUAACUCACUGUAUUUUAGCUACAUAACAUCCGUUUCUUCGGUGUGUUUUUUUUUAAAUGAAAUGAUCAAAGUACACGAAUUUGCACUUCUUUAUUAUACGGUUAUUUGAAAUGGCAACAGUAUCCUUGAGAAACUAAUAGCUUAUCGCAAUGACGUAAGCUGUGAUUCCCCUGCUUUCAAGUUUCACUCAGUUUGCCGGAGCGCUUGUUAUGGGUGAGUCAUAAGGAAAACUGUUCAAUUCUUGUGUUCUCCAGUAUAGGCUACAUAGAUAUUCAUGAUUUAUAUUUGGAAGUCUAUAUCCAUAUAACAUAUUUGAAUAAGAAAUAUUCAUUGUCGUUGUGUCAAGAACUCAUUAUGCCUACUACAGCUUUUAAUCCCGGAAGCCUAACAUUUAGGCCUACAUUACCUCCACCUUGGAUAAAUAACAAUAAUAAUCAACAGCAAAAUACACAUCACUUCUACAGCUUUCCAGCAGGGAACACAUCAAGUCCAGGUAGCAGCUCGGAGAGCUCUGCAUCAAGUCAGGCAUCUUCGUACAAUGAGAACUCCAACAGUCCACUCAGAUCUCCUGAUACCACUACAUAUGAAGAGAUCGGUGGGAUGAGCAAAGCAUACCUCAAAAUAAUUGAGCAGCCACACGCAGGUUUUAGAUUCAGAUACAAAACAGAGAUGCAGGGGACCCAUGGUGCCAUCUUCGGAACACAGUCACAGAAGAAUCGUUCCAAGUCGUUCCCAAAAGUUAAGCUGUGUAACUACAAGCACAGGCCGGGAGACAACCAACCCUUUAUCCGUUGCACUUUGUUUACUGGCGACCCGGACGUGGCUAAGAGGACCCAUCAUGUCCAUCGACUGGUAUGCAAAAUGACAGGGACGGUGAGAGAUGAUCCUCAUGACAUCCAGGUCAAAGCACCGGACUAUGUUGCUCAUUUCCAACAAAUGACAAUUUUGUAUACUAAAAAGGAAGACCAGUUAGCGGUUCUUCUUGAGAAAAAACAGUACCAUACCAGAAGAAGAUAUACUGACAUCAGAAAUAAUUAUGAUUUUCCCAUUGAAGAACUUCGUGCCAAAUGUGUAGAAGAGAUAAAAAGUAUAAAUUUCCAUGUAGCAUGUCUCCGAUUCGAAGCAUUGGUAGACAAUGGUAAAGGGAAAUAUAUCCCAUUAUGUCCUCCAGUCUACUCAAACAUAAUCAACAACUUAAAAAACCCUCAGACAAGUGAGUUGAAGAUUUGCCGAAUGGACCAGUGUAUGGGUCCAUGCCAAGGAGGCCAGGAAAUCUUCAUGUUUGUGGAGAAAGUGGUAAAAAAAAAUAUCAAAGUGAAGUUCUACGAAGAAGACGAGAACUCAGAUGUUAUAUGGGAAGAUUACGCAGAGUUCAGGCCAGAAGAUGUCCAUCAUCAAUACGGCAUAGUUUUCAAGACACCGCCAUAUAGAAACAACUUGAAGGAAAGUGAGGGAAAUGUGACAGUGUACUGUCAGCUGGAACGUCCAUCUGACAGUGCUGUCAGUGAGCCAAGGAAAUACCAGUAUACACCGAAUCCCAGCCGUACACCAAUUUUAUCAAGGAAAAGGCCCAGGAAUGCUAUUUACGCCAGAAGUUUACAAAGGAUUCCAUCAGGUGUUACUAACAACUACUGUCCUACAUAUCAACCAACAAACGAGUUGCCCAAGGAAUCCUUUGUGCCGUAUCCAGCAGUCACAGCAGUCCCAGAACCCAUAAACACAGACUCAUUAUAUGAUAUAAGCUUAUUUAAUGAUCUUCCUGAUCUUAUGGCUGAUGACUUAUUGAAUGAUUUCAUGUUGAACGACGAGCAGCACAUGGAUAUAUCAAGUAUGACUAUGCCUAUUGUGGAAGCUCCUGAAGACGGAACAUCUAGUACAGUGUCAGUGCAUGUCAGUGAAGCCUUCACUGCCCUUCACCAGAUGGCUGGAGCUUAUUCUGAAGUGUCCCAAGUGAUUUCAAAUGAACGAUUUAAUGAAUACCUGGAGGCGAUUGGCAGUAGUGACGUCUCAAGUCAGAUAAUGUCCCUGCACGUAUCAAGCAGCAACAACGUAGAGCAGUACGUAACAGACGGCUGUGCCGCUCCAGUCGACAGACCUGAGGGAAGCAACGGGACAGCACCUACAGAAAGAAGAAAAGAAAAUCAGGGGCGAAAGAAAGAUGCCGUCAGAGACAGUUUAACUGGAGAUGACAUUGUAGAGAGAAUAGAGAAGUCUGUGACUAAUCUCGUGAAGCUACGAGAGACUCGCAAGAUGAGUGAUAAUCAGCUACGGAAGUACAUCUGUGAUUUGAUCAGAUAUGCCUCAAUUGUUCACACUGGAGAUAGUGUUCUUCAUGUCCUGGCGGCAUCUGAGAAAUUGCCACUUUCUCCCAAAGCAGAGAAACUCUUUAAUUUGCUGAAGAGUCAUAAGAUAUUGGAGACUCUAGAAUUUAAGAAUAAGAGACAAGAGACACCACUGCUGGUAGCAGCCAGGUGGGGAGUGCCUGACAUGGUGUCGCUACUACUGGACGCUGGGGCCAGUGUGACCGCAACAGACUGUGACAACAAUACGGCUCUACACUUGGCUGUCUUGCGAGACAACAGAGGACUCGACGUUCUUUCGGUUCUGCUUCCCCGGUGUUUACAUCUCGUUACCAACAACAACCAGGAUGGAUUCACAGUUCUCCACCUGGCCGUAAAGGAAAGGAAGGUUGACAUCGUGUCAAGUUUAUGUGUGAAAUCUGACAAUGGCCUGUAUCCAAAUGAUCUCAUCAAUUGUCAAGACAAUAAGCAUGGAAAUACAGCUCUUCACCUUGCCGUUUCUCUUAGAUUCAAGGAUAUUGUAACUCUUCUCCUUAACUUUGAACAGUUAAAUGUCAAUGCCAAGGAUUUUGGAGACAGAACUCCGCUAUCGUUUGUAUGGAAUGAGACGGAUAAAGAAGCAGAAGACAUACGAGAAGCUCUUAUUUUAAAUAAGGCUGACCUAUCCUUGGUGGAUACCAAACAGUAUUCAAAGAAAGACGAAUUUAAGGAUGAAGAUGACGAAGACUCAGAUGAUGAUGUUCUUCACAUAGCAGAAAAUGAACAAGUGGAUGACAGUCUCUCAGCAUAUGCCAGGGAGUGGGACUUCACAUCUCUGUUCGAUACAAAGACCGUCUCCAAGCUGUGUCUUUUGCUGGACAAGAAUAAAGACUGGGAGAUUUUAGCCAAAAAGUUGAACUUCAAGAGGUAUGAACUGGAAUUUUGCCACAACUACUGGAGUGGCUCCUUAGUCCUUUUCAAACUAAUUUCAACGUACAGACCCCAUAUGACAGCAGAUACUAUAAGAGACCUCCUGCUGGAGAUGCCUGCACGGCUACAUGUUGGGGCACAGUACAUAGAUGAUAUGGAGUUGGAGAAGUUGGGGAUGUAGUUGUUAUCUUUCACCUCACUUCAAGUGAUUAGUUAUCACUCUGCAAUAGGCUUGUGCAGAUUAUUUCAAUUUCAAACUUCAUAUAACAGUCAACUUCUGUCAGUUAUACUGCAUCAUCAUGAAACUCCCUAAAAUCUCUAUUACCGAGCAUUCCAAAUAGUUUAAGUUAUUUUAUUCUGCUUACCCCCUCCAGUCACAAACCAACUGUUUUCUCGUUUUAGCAAUUCACCUUAGGCUAUAUUGUAAAACAUAAGUUACUUACCUUAAAUAACCACAGACAAUACUGAAAAUCAUUCCAGAUUUGGAAAGAUUAGCGAAAAAUGGUAUUAAAGUUUAUUUCUCUAAUUAUUGACGCAUAAGGCGUUUAUGGCAUUAUUCAGCUCAUAAUACUUCAACCAAGUAUUAAAAAAUGAGCAAUUCAUGGUAUAUGAAAUAUUACAAGGAAGAAAGAAGCAACAGGGUUUAUAACUGUAAAUAUAUACAGUGGGAGCUUUCUUUAUACAACUGUAUCUCCUGGUGCUAGUCUACAUGAUCACCUUGAAUAGGCUGAUAAAACACUAGGCCUACUUAUAGAACUAAAUUGUUUUAUUUAGAAAAUAAAUCUGCUAAAGCCAUUAAAUGCAUUAUUGCAAGUUUAAUUAAUAAUACUUUGCUACUACAAAUAUAACCUAUGUUUUGUUUUCCUUUCUAAUUGAAGUAAAUACCUUAUUCAUUUUACUGAACAUAUGUUUGAUACUUUAGUUCUUAAUGUAUGGUAUUAUACAGUUACUUCAGGUGCCAUAUUUAAUUGAGUAAUAGCGAGUUCUUACAAUUAGUUAAAUGAGUCCUCAACAACUAUCUUAACAUAUUUCUUGUUGUUGGCUUUGCUUACUGCUUAUAAAUACUUAUAUUUUGUAUUAUCAAUUAAAUGUCUUUGUUUAUUUUUUUACAUUUUUAAUGGAGUCUAAAAAUCAGUUGCAACAAACAUCACUUUGAUAUGUUAUUCAACUUGUUUGUAUAGAUUAGUUCCUAGUAAGACAGAACUAAAAAUAAUGUCAAUCAAUUAUUAAGUGCCUUUUUAAAUUCUUUUACAUAUAUACAUAUGCUCAAUAUGUAUCAUUGUAUAUUAGCUGAUAGCAGACUUAAAACCGGUGUCAGAAUAAAUGUUGUGUUAAAGGAAUUUGAGCAUUUAAACAGUUAAUAUUCUUAUAUACUUACAUCUAUAUAAAUGUAAAAUAUUGUAAUUAAUUUGUAAGUUGCAUAUGUUAUUUUAUGUACUGUGAUAAAAUUGUAAUACUGUUAUAAUCAGUUUAUAGUGUUUUUUAAAAUAAAAAUCACACCCAAAUUGGUUGUUUCAGUCA